Messenger RNA from Hyaena hyaena (striped hyena), 2067 nucleotides. It is a transcript of the gene CDK5RAP1, whose product is annotated as CDK5 regulatory subunit associated protein 1. The record is from RefSeq and is a predicted model, not a curated record. Gene Ontology annotation, biological process: negative regulation of cyclin-dependent protein serine/threonine kinase activity; tRNA modification. The coding region runs from base 119 to 1876 and encodes 585 amino acids. Gene Ontology annotation, cellular component: cytosol; mitochondrion. NCBI's taxonomy places the organism in Eukaryota, Metazoa, Chordata, Mammalia, Carnivora, Hyaenidae. The transcript has 14 exons. Gene Ontology annotation, molecular function: 4 iron, 4 sulfur cluster binding; tRNA-2-methylthio-N(6)-dimethylallyladenosine(37) synthase activity.
CGCGCGCUCCGCGGAGGCGGAAGGCUGAGGCGGGGACCCAAGCCGCCAGAGGGGAGCGUCUGUUGCUGGAUGCUGGGCUUUCGGGCUGCGGGAGACGUUGGGCUGUUGAUUUAGUGCCAUGCAUCCUUUACAGUGUGUCCUGCAAGUGCAGAGAUGGGGACCCUUGGCUUCCAUGUCCUGGGUGCUGCUCAGGACCUGCAGGGCGCAUAGUAGUGUCCACGGAACCACAUGUCCCAGUCCAGAGAGACAGCAGGAAGAUGGAGUUCGGAAGGAUUUCAGCUCUAGGCUGGCCAUUGGCCCGACUUUUCAGCAUUUUUUAAGAAGUGCUUUAGCUCCUCAAGAGAAGCCAGAUGUGGAGGACCCACCUCCCUAUCUCACAGUGGAUGAACUUUCUGGGAGGCAGAGAAAAGUCUACCUGGAGACCUAUGGCUGCCAGAUGAAUGUGAAUGACACAGAGAUAGCCUGGUCUGUCUUACAGAAGAGUGGCUACCUGCGUACCAGGAACCUCCAAGAGGCAGAUGUGAUCCUCCUUGUCACAUGUUCUAUCAGGGAGAAGGCUGAACAGACCAUCUGGAAUCGUUUACAUCAGCUUAAAGCCCUGAAGACAAAACGGCUCCGUUCCCGAGUGCCUCUGAGGAUUGGGAUUCUAGGCUGCAUGGCUGAGAGGUUGAAGGAAGAGAUCCUCAACAGGGAGAAAAUGGUGGAUAUUUUGGCUGGUCCAGAUGCCUAUCGGGACCUUCCUCGGCUGCUGGCUGUUGCCGAGUCAGGUCAACAAGCUGCCAAUGUGCUGCUUUCUCUGGAUGAGACCUAUGCUGAUGUUAUGCCAGUCCAGACAAGCCCCAGUGCUACGUCAGCCUUCGUGUCUAUCAUGCGAGGCUGUGACAAUAUGUGCAGCUACUGCAUCGUCCCUUUCACUCGCGGCCGGGAGAGGAGUCGGCCUGUGGCUUCCAUUCUAGAGGAAGUGAGGAAGCUUUCUGAGCAGGGGUUGAAGGAAGUGACCCUACUUGGUCAGAAUGUUAAUAGUUUUCGGGACAGUUCUGAGGUCCAGUUCAACAAUGCAGUGUCUACCAGCCUCAGCCGUGGCUUUUCCACCAACUAUAAACCCAAGCAAGGAGGCCUUCGUUUUGCUCACCUUCUGGAUCAGGUCUCCAGAGUAGAUCCUGAAAUGAGGAUCCGUUUCACUUCUCCCCACCCCAAAGACUUUCCUGAUGAGGUUCUGCAGCUGAUUCAUGAGAGAGACAACAUCUGUAAACAGAUCCACCUACCAGCCCAGAGUGGAAGUAGCCGUGUAUUGGAGGCCAUGCGGAGAGGAUAUUCAAGAGAAGCUUAUGUGGAGUUAAUUCAUCACAUCAGAGAAUCUAUUCCAGGAGUGAGCCUCAGCAGCGAUUUCAUUGCUGGCUUUUGUGGUGAGACAGAGGAAGAUCACCUCCAGACUGUGUCUUUGCUUCGGGAAGUUCAGUAUAACAUGGGCUUCCUCUUUGCCUACAGUAUGAGACAGAAGACCAGGGCAUAUCACAGGCUGAAAGAUGAUGUUCCAGAAGAGGUAAAAUUAAGGCGUUUGGAGGAACUUAUUACUGUCUUUCGAGAAGAAGCAACAAAAGCCAACAUGGCCUCUGUGGGUUGUACCCAGCUAGUGUUGGUGGAGGGGCACAGUAAACGCUCUACCACUGACCUGUGUGGCCGGAAUGAUGGAAACCUUAAAGUGAUCUUCCCUAAUGUAGAGAUGGAGGAUGUUAAUAACUCUGAGGUCAAGGUUAGAGCUCAACCUGGGGACUAUGUGCUAGUAAAGAUUACGUCCGCCAGCUCUCAGACACUUAAAGGACAUGUUCUCUGCAGGACCACCCUGAAGGACUCCUCAGCAUGUUGCCGCCCUUAGUAAACGGCCUUAGAGUUGACAUGGCUGUCCUUCCUGACAGGAAGGGAGAUAGGACUGGUCACUAAUGAAAGAGGUAAUGACGCUCUAGAGACAGGCUGCAGGUGGUGAAGCAACUUUGUGUCAAAUGGAAAAUGUGUCUCUUUGCUGUUAUGUGAACAGCUCUUACAGUCAUUAAAUUUGCCGAAAGUAAA